AUGCCCACUGCCUUCGUCCUCUUGCUUCUUCUUGGCCAGGCCACCUCGGAUCCAUGCUAUGAUCCAGAAGGGCGCCCUCGCUUCUGCCUCCCACCAGUGACCCAGCUGGUUGGCAGGGUAGCAGUCCCCUGCCGUCAGACUUGCACUCUUCCUGCAGCCAGCCCUGGCCCUACCUGCAAUGGUAGUCUGACACUGGACCUGGAUGGUCCCUUCCUCUUGACAUCUGUCACUCUGCGAUUCUGCACCCCAGGGCCUCCAGCCCUGGUUCUUUCUGCUGCCUGGGCCAUUGGAGGUCCCUGGAGGCCACUAUGGCGUAGGCCUGCCUGGCCUGGAGCUCUGGGGGGGCCUGAGAAGGUAACCUUUCGCUCCCCUCCAGGCCCCAAGGCAAGGGUAGUGGCUAGCCACCUCCGUGUGGAGUUUGGGGGCCAGGCAGGGCCGGUGACCACUGGGGUAAGAGGCCGCUGCCAGUGCCAUGGCCACGCAGCCCGCUGCGCUGCCCAGGCCCAGCCCCCACGCUGCCGCUGCCGCCACCACACUACUGGCCCAGGCUGUGAGAGCUGCCGCCCAUCCCAUCGAGACUGGCCCUGGCGGCCUGCCACACCCCAGCACCCUCACGAGUGCUUGCCCUGCUCCUGCAACCAGCAUGCCCGACGCUGCCGAUUCAACUCCGAGCUAUUCAGGUUGUCAGGUGGCCGUAGUGGGGGUGUGUGUGAGCGGUGCCGCCACCACACAGCGGGGCGGCAUUGUCACUACUGCCAGCCAGGGUUCUGGAGGGACCCAAGCCAGCCCAUCACUAGUCACAAGGCAUGCAGGGCCUGCCGCUGCCAUCCAAUUGGAGCAACAGGAGGGAUGUGCAACCAGACCAGUGGCCAGUGCUCCUGCAAGUUAGGGGUCACAGGCCUGACAUGCAAUCACUGUGGUCCUGGAUACCAGCAGAGCCGCUCACCUAGGAUGCCCUGCCAACGAAUUCCAGAGGCAACAACUGCCCUUGCUACUACCCCUAUUGCAUCCCGAUCUGACCCACAGUGUCAGAACUAUUGCAACGUUUCGGACACCAGCGUGCACAUGAGCCUUCAGAGGUACUGCCAGCAGGAUUACGUUCUGCACGCACAGGUUAAGGAUUCCGAAGAGCUUGCAGCGUCGUCGGAGGCGGUGGCUCCCGAGUGGCGGCGGCUGGCCGUGCACGUGCUGGCCGUGUACAAGCAGCGCACGUGGCCCCCCGUGCGCCGCGGCGGCCAGGAGGCCUGGGUGCCCGGCGCCGACCUGGCCUGCGGCUGCCUGCGCCUGCGCCCAGGGGCCGACUACCUGCUGCUGGGCAGUGCUGCGGCCCACCCCCACCCCGCCCGAGGCCUCGUCCUGGACCGCCGCGGCCUCGCGCUGCCCUGGAGGCCACACUGGGCCCUGCCGCUGCGGCGGCUACGACAGAAGGAGCGCGGUGGCGCCUGCCGCGGCCUGCUGCCUCCCACCCGGCCCGGGCCCAGCGGCUGA
Peromyscus californicus insignis is the source of this 1488-nucleotide messenger RNA. RefSeq names its product netrin 5 (gene Ntn5). NCBI's taxonomy places the organism in Eukaryota, Metazoa, Chordata, Mammalia, Rodentia, Cricetidae. Gene Ontology annotation, molecular function: protein binding. The transcript is spliced from 6 exons. The record is from RefSeq and is a predicted model, not a curated record. The coding region runs from base 1 to 1488 and encodes 495 amino acids.